AUGGAGCACCGCUCACCACCACCCCCGUCGUCUUAUAGUGGCCCGAUGCUACCGCCGCUGCUCAACCACCACCAGCAGCAGCAGCAACAGUACCAGCAUCCGCAGCAGCAGCAGCAGCAGUACCACCGCGGCCUCGCACCCCCGUCGCCUCCCGCCCCAUCGCUAACCCACCACCCCGCCAAACGUCGACCCUCGUCCGGACCCAGCGACGAGGGAGCCAGCCCGCACCCGCAGCAGCACCACCCGGGCGGCGGUGGACACCGGCCGCCGCACUCGCCCGCCUCGUCUGAUUGGCGGCCGCAGCCCAAGGCGCGCCGGGUGAUCGUCCCCGAGCGCGAGCGCGCCCCGCUGCCGCGGCCGCCGCCAUCGCCGGCGACUUCCUCUCCCCAGGGGACCGAGGCCGGUGCUGAUCCGAGAGGAGGAGGAGGAGGAGGAGGAGGUAUGUACACCGUGUCGCCGUCUUCGUCAUUCCCACGAGCCGACCCUGCCGCUGCCGCCGCGAGGUCCCAGGCCACCACUACCCCCGCCACCACCACUGGAGCCCCUCCGUCCUCGUCCUCGUCGGCGACGAGCCCCUACGUCCGGCGCAAGCGCGCCCUGGCCGCCUGCCAGUUCUGCCGCCUGCGCAAGACCAAGUGCGACAACGCGCGGCCCGUGUGCGGCUCGUGCCGCCACCACCAGGCCAAGUGCGUCUACACCGACGGCUCCGAGGGCGACGGCUCGCAGGUCGGGCUCGACGAGGCCGCGAGCCGCCACCGCGAGGUCCUCGAGCGGCUCGACGACAUCCGGAACCUGCUCGCCCGCUCGUCGCCGUCUGCCGGCUCCGGCUCCGGCGCGGGCGGCGCGGGCGCCGACGCCCGGAGCAGCGGGACGUCGGAGAUGGGCGCCGGCAGCGAGCACGUGUCGUUUGGCGUGAGCCCUCUUACCGCCGGUGGUGGUGGCAGUGGGGUCACCAACGGUCUCGACCAGGACAGUAGUGUUGGGCUCGGAGGUGGUGGAGCCGGCGGCGGCGGUGCGGUCGAGACGGAAAGCGUGUCCGACGGGCAAGCUGCGCCGUCGGCGACGGCGUACCUGCAGCAUACCAAGUGCGAGUCCGUCCUGAAGUGGCCUGUCCUCGCGCCCGUCAUGACGGAGGAGGACGCCGCGAUCGACUCUUUCAUCUUCGACGCUUAUGUGCGCGGGGACAGCGACGAGCGCGACGGAGCUGGUGCGAGGAGUUCGGCGUCGCCGGCUUCGACGCGUAGCAUGAGCCAGCAGCCGAGGUUCAAGGGGAAGCCGUUCCCGCCAAACUUUUAUGUGCCGUUGUGUCAGAAGUUCCUCGCUCUGGUCAACUGCCGGAAUCCGAUCGUGGGUGCUCACGACCUGAUGUCGUAUGCGAGGUCGGUGGCGGAGGACGGGCUGGACUGGGAUGCCAGGUCUUGCCUCGUGUUGCUUGCUUGCGCACUGGCGAGCUACUCCCGGGCCUGGACACCUCCGCCCUUUGUCCAUUCCACGCCAUCCCCAUCGGCCCGCACCCGCCGAGAGUCGACGGUACCUCCGGAAGUCAUGUCCACUUCCGACGACGAGGUCGCCGAGGUCUACUACGAGGAGGCCCAGAAGCGGCUGGGCCUUCUCGGGACGUCGCUCAUCGACGUGCAGUGCUUCUACUACGCCUCUCUCUUUGAGAGGUUCGCCUUCCGGCCGCUGCAGGCGUGUAUGUAUCUGCAGCAGGCGGCCUCGCGGCUGCGCUUCCACCACAUGAGCCAGCGUGGGGAAGAGAAGCGGUCUCACAUGGCCGGCCAGGACGACGAGCGUGCGGAGUCGAGGCAUUCGAGCGUCACUUAUCACUUGGAACAGAGGGCGUUUUGGUCUAUCCACAAGGGAGAGAGAGAGUACGCCACGGAGCUCGGCAUCAAGCUCGCCAGUGACCUGACGGGGUUCAAAUACCCAGCCGCGUUCCCGACACCUCCGGAAGCCCUGCACCACUUGAUACCCAGCGACGACGGCGACGAAGGGAUGGAUGACGAUCUGUCUGACGUGUUCUCGCCCCGGCGGAAUGAAGUCAUAUGGUACUUUUACCUCGCCGAGAUCUCGCUCAGGCGGACAUUCGACGAAGUGCUCUCCGUCAUAUACGAGAAGGGCGAACAGAACUGGAUCGAGAACAUCGAGCUCGUCUGCCGACAGUACCACGAGUCGGAAAAGCAGAUCUCCGAAUGGCAAUCCCACCUCCCGGGCACGAUGCGCUACGACCCGACCUCCCAGCCCAACAACGAGAUGGCGUACUACCUCGAGGGCCGCAUGGAGGAGUGGAACGAGUGCAUCCUGCGCCCGCUAGUCUACUACUGCCUGCACUCCCCGCCCGGCAAGCCGCCCCCGCCGGCCAUCGUGGCCCUGGGCCAGCGCGACAUGACCCUCUGCGUCAACUGCAUCAUGCGCUGCGCCAGCCACGGCCGCCACGGCGGCACGUGGGUCGUCCUGCGCCGCACCUUCCGCUGCACGCUCAUCAUCCUGGCCGCCGUGCUCGCCGAGGGCCCGCUCCGCCCGCCCGAGAACUGGCAGGAGCUGACGGGCGUGUCCAUCGCCACGCUGCGGCGGUGGGCGCCGGGCGUGCGGGACCUGCAGCGCAUGGGGAGGGUGCUGGAGCGGGUGUUUCGCGCCGUGUGCGAGGUCGACGCCUCGCGGAUGCCGGUGGAGGUGGAAGUUGACGGGCAGAGCCGGUGGUGA
This is a messenger RNA of Thyridium curvatum, 2703 nucleotides long. RefSeq lists its product as uncharacterized. NCBI's taxonomy places the organism in Eukaryota, Fungi, Ascomycota, Sordariomycetes, Thyridiales, Thyridiaceae. Gene Ontology annotation, molecular function: DNA-binding transcription factor activity, RNA polymerase II-specific; zinc ion binding. The transcript has 4 exons. Gene Ontology annotation, biological process: regulation of DNA-templated transcription. The record is from RefSeq and is a predicted model, not a curated record. Bases 1 to 2703 code for a protein of 900 amino acids.